AUGCAAAGGUGGCACCUAGAAUUUUUUUUCAUCCCCACCACAGUGCUCACUCUGGCAACCUUGCUCGCCAACCCCGUUCUGCUGACGUGCAUUAUACUGUCCCGUGCCUUGCGUCAGGAGACACGUUACCUGCUAGUGGCCAACACCCUGACAGCAGACGUGCUCUUCCUGGUCCUCAACCUGGCCACAGCGAUCUGUAACGCUGCGAGAGCUCAAGUACCCUGGCUUAUUUGUGAGCUGGUCACAGCCGUCACUGUCACCACCUACUGCUGUGCCAUCCUCACCGUCACCCUGAUGGUGGUUGACACCUACGCUGCGGUUCGCUGGCCUCUCCAUUACCAUGACAUUCUUCCACCUGCCCGCAUCCACCGCAUACUGGUGGGGGUGUGGGUGCUCGCAGCCAUUUACCCUUUCACCCUUAUGAUCAUAAUGGAGAUGGAUCGAGGAAAUCCCCGUGAAAAGGUGGCUGUGUGUCUGGUCCUCCUCUCCCUGGGCUUCAUUCAGGUCAAUAACGUGAUGGGGAUCUACAUCUACUUCUUUGUAGCUGCACUCAUCUGUGCUAUACUCAUUUUUUUCUGCUACAUUCGGCUCUACAUGGUAACAAGGACCCAGGGCAUCUGGCAGAGCCGCUUCUCCAGGGCCCGGGUCACGCUGCUGGCUCAUGGGGUUCUUCUCCUGCUCUACUUUGUCCCCGGCUUUGUUUUCACCCUGGAGCUCUUCAUGUUUCAGAGGAACGAAAUAAGUCAGGAUGUUCGCGUGUGGGUCAGCACAGUCAAUAUGGGUGUUUUCAUGUUGCUGCCCAGGGCGUUUGCUCCGUACCUGUAUGGACUGAGGUACAGGGAGAUCUCUGAUACUCUAAUGCAGUUUCUGCACCAGCACAGGACACUCAGCCAGAUUACUGUUUCAUGA
Perca flavescens (yellow perch) is the source of this 909-nucleotide messenger RNA. RefSeq names its product probable G-protein coupled receptor 148. Gene Ontology annotation, cellular component: membrane. Bases 1 to 909 code for a protein of 302 amino acids. The transcript has a single exon. Gene Ontology annotation, biological process: detection of chemical stimulus involved in sensory perception of smell; G protein-coupled receptor signaling pathway. The record is from RefSeq and is a predicted model, not a curated record. Lineage: Eukaryota; Metazoa; Chordata; Actinopteri; Perciformes; Percidae. Gene Ontology annotation, molecular function: G protein-coupled receptor activity; olfactory receptor activity; odorant binding.